GAACGAUCGUGGAAUGAGAACACAGACGCUGGUGUGGAAGUGACUUCUGUUUGCACUUAGUGUAUUAGCGAAUCUUACAGCCAGCAUCUUCUCUUACUGACCAUCUAUCUGAGGGGAUCUUUUGGGUAGUGUAGGUUGUUUAGGGUUCUGGCUUCUUUUUAACACCUGAAUGACUAUACUGCCGGACAAAAUGACAACAGUGGACUCAAAUAACAACAAUUCAGGUGGAGUAAUCUCUUACAUCGGAUCAUGUGGAGGAUCUCCGAAUUGCACAAGCCCGGUAUUAAUGUUCAGUGAGAAUUCCAACUGCAGUCUGCAGUCACUGAACCAGCCAUGCUUUUGGUCAUCAUUUCCACCAUCUCCCAAUGGUUCCCAUGAUUCUUCACGUACGUACGCCAGCAAUAGUAGCAGCAGCUCAGGCUCUGGUGAGGAUGGAAGUUCAUCUAGCUCUGGAGGAUCACCAAGAGGGCAAGAUGAAAGCCAUAAUGCAUACUCAUCAAACAAAUCAGUUGCCGCUCUUACAAAGCUGAAUGGAAUGGUGUUGCUGUGUAAAGUCUGUGGUGAUGUGGCUUCUGGGUUUCACUAUGGCGUUCAUGCCUGUGAAGGCUGCAAGGGAUUUUUCCGUCGGAGCAUCCAGCAAAAUAUUCAAUACAAGAAGUGUCUAAAAAAUGAAACCUGUACUAUAAUGAGGAUCAACCGCAACCGCUGCCAGCAGUGCCGUUUCAAGAAGUGUUUGUCUGUAGGCAUGUCUCGUGAUGCUGUCCGUUUUGGUCGCAUUCCAAAACGUGAAAAGCAGCGCAUGUUGGCGGAAAUGCAGAGUGCCAUGAACAACAUGGUGAACAACCAGCUGCAGAGCGAGUUCCAACUAGCAAGCAUCAAGUCUGACCCUCCGAUGUUCUCGUCACGGUCGUCUACCUCAUCUACCUUCCAAGCUGUAACGGUGGCUCCUAAGCCCCAACCUCUUGCUGUGCCUGAAGCUCUUUCCCCCUCUCCACCUGCCCCUGCAUCUCCUCCAGCUCAGAGCCCUCCUCGAGUUAUUACCACUCCACCUCUUUGCCCUAGUCCUGGCAUCGAGAGAACGAUUACCGCCAUCACCAGAGCACAUCGUGAGACCUUCGUUUAUGCACAUGAUAAGCUAGCUUCUUCACUGAAGCCCCACAAUGGUGCCGAUCUGCAUGGGCACAGUGCUAAUAUUUUUUUGAAUAAUUAUCAUGUAAAUGGCCCAAAUUUGGUCUACCAAGCCAAUGCACAGCUACAACACCACGGUUUUAAGGCAACACCCGAUAAUGGUCAGUCUUUACCAGCUUCCAUUGGACAAAACUACCACAACAGCAAUUGGUAUGGAGUUCAACAGAGCGAAGAGUUCAGCAGCAACAGCCCAGUGCAAAACUGCCCUUGGAAGAACCAAAAGGAAAUUCUCCUGGCGUGUCCGAUGAAUAUGCAUCCUCGGGCAGAUCCUAACAAGACUCCGCAGGAAAUCUGGGAAGACUUUUCACUAAGCUUCACACCAGCCGUGCGCGAGGUGGUGGAGUUCGCCAAGCAUAUCCCUGGUUUCAGUUCCUUAUCCCAGAAUGAUCAGAUCACCUUGCUGAAGGCUGGCACUUUUGAGGUCCUGAUGGUACGUUUUGCUUCCCUGUUUAAUUUUAAAGAGAAGACGGUAACUUUCAUUUCUGGCACCACCUACAGUCUGCAAGCCCUCAGGAGCAUGGGAAUGGGUGACCUGCUGGGGACCAUGUUUAACUUCAGUGAGAAACUCAAUGCGUUAGAGCUCUCCGCAGAGGAGCUGGGACUCUUCACGGCUGUAGUGCUGGUGACUACAGAUCGCAGUGGCAUUGAGAAUGUAAGGUCAGUGGAGAUACUCCAGGACAGCCUGCUUAGAGCUCUUCGGGCACUGGUCAGUCAAAGCACCCCUGAAGAUGCCUCUCGUUUUACAAAGCUGCUGCUGAAACUGCCAGACCUGCGCACCCUGAACAACAUGCAUUCUGAGAAGCUUCUCUCCUUCCGCAUUGAUUAAUGAGCCAGCCAGUUAAAGUUGGUUCAAUGUAAACAUGGGUGGUCCAUCAUCUGGCUGGUUUGGAUUGUUGCCUGAAGACUUGGCAGAUUUUAAUGGACACACAAGUGCUACCCGGAGAGCCAACCAGCCUUGGUGAUUUUUAAUGUCCUGAAAUGGGUUCUGUAUCUGGGUAACAAAAUCUGGGUCAUGUUUUUCGUCGUGUUUAUACCCGAUAUUUAAAUACGUUCUAGGUGUAAGAGCUCCAGACUUUUUACAGUAUAUCACGUAGUUGUCCUCUGCCAAGGAAGGGAUUUUUAAAAAAAAGCUGUUUGUUAAAAGCCCAUGUAAACGAAUAUACACCGAUCAGCCAUAACAUUGUUUCUACACUCACUGUCCAUUUUAUCAGCUCCACUUACCAUAU
Messenger RNA from Trichomycterus rosablanca, 2414 nucleotides. It is a transcript of the gene nr1d1, whose product is annotated as nuclear receptor subfamily 1, group d, member 1. Gene Ontology annotation, molecular function: RNA polymerase II cis-regulatory region sequence-specific DNA binding; nuclear receptor activity; zinc ion binding. Lineage: Eukaryota; Metazoa; Chordata; Actinopteri; Siluriformes; Trichomycteridae. The transcript is spliced from 8 exons. The record is from RefSeq and is a predicted model, not a curated record. The coding region runs from base 170 to 2014 and encodes 614 amino acids. Gene Ontology annotation, biological process: positive regulation of transcription by RNA polymerase II; negative regulation of transcription by RNA polymerase II; cell differentiation.